UCGAUUCGUUACACAAACUCCACUCCUCCCCGACAACGACGAUGACGUGGUGGAGGCCGCCGUCGACUACCAAGGCCGUCCGGUCCUCCGGUCCACCUCAGGCGGUUGGCGUUCCGCCUCCUUCAUAAUAGGUGUGGAGAUUGCGGAGAGGGUGGUCUACAUUGGGAUUGUGGCCAACCUUAUCUCCUAUCUGACUGGGCCUCUCGGACAGUCCAUGGCCACGGCGGCUCAAACUGUCAAUGUCUGGAGCGGAACGACGUUGAUGCUCCCUUUGGUCGGAGCGUUUGUCGCUGAUUCUUACCUCGGACGCUACCGCACCAUUGUUGUUGCUUCUCUCCUUUACAUAUUGGGACUCGGCUUGUUGACUGUCUCGGCCUUGCUUCCUUCGCUUGGUAUUUCGGACUGUGAGAAAACCAAUGAGUCCAUUAGGUGUUCUUCUCGGCUCCAAGAGUUGUUAUUCUUCUUCUCUAUAUAUCUGGUUGCUAUCGGGCAAGGUGGACACAAGCCUUGCGUUCAGGCUUUUGGAGCUGAUCAGUUUGAUGGACAUGAUGAAGAGGAAUGCAAAGCUAAAAGCUCAUUCUUCAAUUGGUGGUAUUUUUGUAUAUGUGCAGGGCCCUUGUGUACAUUUUCGUUAUUAGCCUACAUUCAGGACAACCUCAGCUGGGGUCUUGGUUUUGGAAUUCCAUGUAUUGUGAUGGUCCUCGCAUUGUUUAUUUUCUUUCUUGGAACCAGAACUUAGCGGUAUAGCAUCAAAGGGGAUGAGGAAAGUUUGUUUGUGAGAAUUGGUAAGGUGUUUGUUGCGUCAUUAAGGAAUCGGAAGACUUGUUCUUCAGCAAUAGCUUCUGAAGAGGAAUCUCGAGGAAUUAUGCCGCAUCAAAGUUCAGAACAAUUCAAGUUCCUCAACAAAGCCUUGCUUGCACAAGAUAAUUUGAAGGGAAACCAAAAGGUGUGUACCAUCCUUGAGGUUGAAGAAGCAAAGAGCAUUCUUCGUCUUUUUCCAAUAUGGGCUACAUGCUUGGUAUAUGGUAUUGUGUUUGCACAGUUUUCGACCUUCUACACCAAGCAAGGUGCUACCAUGAACAGAAGAAUUGUGCCAGGUUUUGACAUACCAGCAGCUUCCCUUCAGACUUUUAUCAGCCUUGCAACUAUCAUCUGCAUUCCCAUUUACGACCGCAUCUUUGUACCCAUAACUAGAGCUUAUUCUAGGAAACCCUCGGGCAUCACAAUGCUACAAAGAAUUGGUACAGGGAUGUGCUUAUGUGGUAUUUCCAUGGUUGUUGCAGCUCUGGUUGAGAUGACAAGGCUGCAAACUGCUGAAGAAUACGGUGUGGUUGAUAAUCCAAGUGCCACAGUCCCAAUGAGUAUUUGGUGGUUGGUUCCUCAGUACUUAUUGAUAGGAUUAGCCGAUGUUUUCACAGUUGUUGGUUUGCAAGAAUUUUUCUACGACCAGGUGCCAACUGAAUUAAGGAGUAUAGGACUUGCUCUCUACCUCAGUAUAUUUGGUGUUUGAAGCUUUCUGAGCAGCUUCCUCAUAUAUGCCAUUGAGAAAGCUACCAGUGGGGUAGGUCAAGCUAGCUGGUUUGCUAAUAAUCUGAACCGUGCACAUCUUGAUUACUUCUAUUGGCUACUUGCAGGACUCACUGUUGUAGAAUUGGCUAUAUUUGUGUAUUUUGCAAAAGCAUACAUUUACAAGAGAGGUAUGAUAUGAA
This is a messenger RNA of Argentina anserina (silverweed cinquefoil), 1709 nucleotides long. RefSeq names its product protein NRT1/ PTR FAMILY 5.10-like. Gene Ontology annotation, molecular function: transmembrane transporter activity. The transcript has 4 exons. Lineage: Eukaryota; Viridiplantae; Streptophyta; Magnoliopsida; Rosales; Rosaceae. The record is from RefSeq and is a predicted model, not a curated record. Gene Ontology annotation, biological process: oligopeptide transport; transmembrane transport. Gene Ontology annotation, cellular component: membrane.